AUGCCGUCGGUCAUCUUCCUCGACCUCGAUGGGGUGCUCAAUCGCACGCGGGAUGCGCCUCACCUGCGGCUCGACGACGACCUCGUGGCGCGGCUCCGCUCGCUGGUGCGUGACACAGGUGCCGCCAUCGUCCUCUCGACGUUUUGGCGAGCAUUCGAGGAGUACGUGUCAUACGUCCUUUCGCGUCACGGCAUCCCGCACGGCACCGUCAUUGGCCGCACACCGGGCCGCAACUCGUCCUUUGACUUUGUGACGGCCACCGCCAGCGAGCCCGCGUUUCGCUCUCGGGCGGAGGAGAUCACCGUCUGGCUAGCGACGCAUCCGGAGGUGGCCAGCUUCGUCAUCCUCGAUGACAGGCCUUCGGCGGCGAACGGCGACGGCACCGUGGGUGAGCCGCUCGCAAGCCGCUUCGUCCAGACCGAGACUAGCGUCGGGCUGUCGGAUGCAAACGUGGCGCGUUGUCGCGAGGCGCUGGCCAGCAAGGUUUCUGACGCGGAGAAGUCGGUGUUUCUUCAAGCUGCUGGUCUGGCUCCUCCCAAGAGCCACGACCCUCGAGGCCUUGUCGACACCGCGCCGGGCAGCGUGAACGAGGAGGCCCAAGCCCUAUCGCGGGAGCUGUCGGCAGGCAAGCUCACAGCGCUCACAGACCUCAACCUCAAAAAGGCGGGCCUCGCAGCGCUCCCGCCGCAGAUCGGAGAGCUUGCGUCGCUCACGAAACUCGACAUCUCGCUCAAUACCCUCUCGACGCUGCCCGCGGAGACCAGCGGUCUCUCGUCGCUCCGAAUCCUUUUUAGCCUCGGCAACCAGUUCGAGUCGAUCCCGUCCGUGCUCCGCAGCCUCCCGCGGCUGUACAUGCUCUCCUUCAAGUCCAACCGGCUGACGCACAUCCCCGAGGACGCGCUGGCGCCAACCAUCGAGUGGCUCAUCCUGACGGACAACUUGCUCGAGGAACUGCCGGCCUCGAUCGGCUGCCUCAAGACCCUCCGCAAGUGCAUGCUCACCAACAACCGGCUGCUCGCGCUGCCCGACUCGCUGCUGCAGUGCCGCGAGCUCGAGCUCAUCCGCCUCGCGGACAACCGGCUGAGCGACCUGCCACGCGGCUUCUGGCAGCUGCCUAAGCUCGCGUGGGCGGGCCUCGCCGGCAACCCGCUCAUCGGCGCGGGCGGAGGCGGCUUCGUGCACCGGGCGGUGUGGAGCGCGCAGCCCGACGAGCCGGUCGCCCUCAAGCUCUUUCGCGACGCGGGCACCGUCACCGACGGCGACCCCGCGCACGAGAUCGACGUGGGCUCGGCGCUCACGCAUCCCAACGUCAUCCGCGUCCUUGGGGCGACGCCGCGGCCGCAGCUCGGGCUGGUGCUCGAACUGCUGCAGCUGAACAAGGCGUCGGCCGGCGGCGGCUGGGGCGAGCUGGGCAAGCCGCCCAACUUUGACACGUGCGCCCGCGACACGUACCCGGCGGGCACGACGUUUGGCGCGCCGUUUGUGCUCCGCGCGCUAAGCGGCGUCGCUGCCGCGUGCGCACACCUGCACGCGCAGCAGCUCUCGCACGGCGACCUGUACGCACACAACACGUUGGUGCGGCACGACGGCGAGCCAAAGGUGGGCGACUUUGGUGCCGCAUACAACUAUGCGCCGCUCGGCGCCGAGGCCGCGCCGCUGGUGGAGCGCGUCGAGGUGCGCGCCUUCGGCUGCCUUGCCGAGGAGCUGGCGACGCGCCUGGCGCCCGCCGCCGGGGACGAGAGCGAGGCGGCGCUACAGCGCAACCUUCUCGGGCUCGCGCGCGAAGCGUGGAUGGGUGCGGCCGUGGGCGCGCGGCCCAGCUUCGCCGAGGCGUGCCAGCAGAUCGAGGCGCUCGCACGUGCAUAUUUCGAGGCUCCUCCCCCUUUUCCGUGGUGA
Emiliania huxleyi CCMP1516 is the source of this 1896-nucleotide messenger RNA. RefSeq lists its product as hypothetical. The record is from RefSeq and is a predicted model, not a curated record. NCBI's taxonomy places the organism in Eukaryota, Haptophyta, Isochrysidales, Noelaerhabdaceae. The transcript is spliced from 2 exons. Bases 1 to 1896 code for a protein of 631 amino acids. Gene Ontology annotation, biological process: protein phosphorylation. Gene Ontology annotation, molecular function: protein binding; protein kinase activity; ATP binding.